AUGAGGGCCUGCCAUCGUCUCCCCCGGACCGUGCAUUUCCAGCAGGUCCGCGGCUUCCACCAGACGAGACCUGCUCCAUUCAUAAACGAAGUGUUAGAUGGCGCGUCAGCCUUCGUCCAUGGCGUACACUCCGCCAGCCAUCUGCCUUGGGUACUGUCUCUCCCAUUGACCGCCUUUCUGGUUCGAAUGACAGUGGCAUUGCCGCUACAGAUUUUCACCAAAGUUCAAGCUCGUAAGGAUGCUGAUCUGUCUCCGAUACUCAUGGCUUGGCGACAGCACCAUCAGAAACAAGUACGGAGUUCCAAUUCUAAGGAUCUUCUGCCGUCUCAAGUUGGAUCCAUGGUUACGAGGAAUCUCAAAGAGCAGCAUAAAGCCCUCCGUCAACGCUGGGGAGUAUACCGGUUCUGGAAGGCCGCAAAUUUCCUUCAGAUGCCUGUUUGGAUUGCUAUCAUGGAAAGUAUUAGGGCCAUGAGCGGGAAUGACACGGGACUGGUCCCAUAUCUCCUCUCGCGGCUUGAACCGUCAUCUUCAUCAGGAUCUAGCACGCUUCAUCUCGCUGUUGAGCCGUCACUUGCAACAGAAGGUGCCCUCUGGUUUCCAGACCUAUUAGCAGGCGACCCGACGGGCAUCCUCCCAGCGAUACUGACUGUGUCUGUUCUGGUUAAUGUCCGUGCUGGGUGGAAGGCGCCGAAGAUGAAAGAAAUUGCCGAUUUACCGCGUCUGGAGAUGACGAGGCAUCUUUCUACUAUUGGGCUUCGAUUGUUUAUCCAGGCUCUUGCUCUUAACGUCGGCGUGGCGUCUUACUUGUAUGGAAUGCCGACAGCCCUUAUGGUUUAUUGGAUUACCAGCACAAAUACUGCGACCUUGCAAACAUAUCUUCUUCAGAAAUACAUGUUCCCCGCCCCGUCAUUGAAACCUUGGAGACCGGUUUCCAUUGGGAUAUCCUCCGCAGGGACAAAAGUACAAAAGUGA
This is a messenger RNA of Aspergillus puulaauensis, 972 nucleotides long. RefSeq names its product putative mitochondrial export translocase Oxa2. The record is from RefSeq and is a predicted model, not a curated record. Gene Ontology annotation, biological process: protein insertion into mitochondrial inner membrane from matrix; mitochondrial respiratory chain complex IV assembly. The transcript has a single exon. Bases 1 to 972 code for a protein of 323 amino acids. Gene Ontology annotation, molecular function: membrane insertase activity. Lineage: Eukaryota; Fungi; Ascomycota; Eurotiomycetes; Eurotiales; Aspergillaceae. Gene Ontology annotation, cellular component: mitochondrial inner membrane.